AUGGACAAGCCGCCGUAUAAACUGAGCAGCGUGCUGCUUGGCCACAGCGCGGACGUGAGAGCAGUGGCAACCUUUCUCGAUGGUACCAUCGUGUCGGUCUCCCGGGACAAGACAACGCGUGUAUGGAAGCCGUCCGGGAAUGGUAACGAGUAUGAACAGAGCGCAAUAUUAACAGGCCACUCUAAUUUUGUUAGUUCAGUGUGCGUUUUAAACCCAUCGGAGAGAAAUCCCAAAGGUUAUAUCAUCACUGGCAGCAAUGACAAUACCAUAUGUGUCUAUAUAGCAGAUGAAACAGUACCUGUGCACACAAUAACGGCACAUCAGAAUACUGUGUGUAAUUUAAGGACUGGCAAGAAAGAAGGUACAUUUCUUUCGAGUUCUUGGGACCUUACUGCUAAAUUAUGGGAUGUAAAUGAUUUGAGCAAACCACAACUGAAUCUCAUGGAUCAUACUGCUGCAGUAUGGUGCGUGGCAGAUUUAUCGAAUGGAAAUAUAGUAACUGGAUCAGCUGAUAAGUUGGUAAUAGUAUGGACGAGAGAUGGUUCUAUGCAACAUAAAUUAACUGGACAUACAGAUUGUAUUCGUGAUAUAGCUGAUAUUAAAGAGGAUGAGUUUCUAACUUGUGCAAAUGAUGCCACUAUAAGACACUGGAAUGCCAGACUUGGAACCUGUUUAGGUACAUAUUGUGGACACGAGAAUUAUAUUUAUAGUAUAGCAGCUGUUCCAAAUGGCACAUAUGUCUUUUCAUCUGGAGAAGAUAGGACUAUCAGAGUAUGGUAUAAUGCAGAACUUGGUCAAACCAUUGUUUUACCAACACAAUCGAUAUGGUGUGUUGAGUUGUUCUCAAAUGGUGACAUAGUCACUGGAAGUUGCGACGGAGCUGUCAGAAUAUUCUCAUCUAACCCUGAACGAUAUGCGAAUGUGGAGACACUGCAAGCAUUUGAAAAAGAAGUAGCAAAUACCUCUAUAAAUGCACAACAGGUACUCGGAGACAUCAAUAUAAAAGAUUUACCAGAUUCAAGAGUCCUCCUACAGCCUGGCCAAAAAGACGGACAAACAAAGAUCGUAAAUGAAGGAGAUGCAGUUAGAGCGUAUAGUUGGUCGCAAAAUGAAAAACGGUGGAUAAAAAUUGGCGAUGUGAUGGGUGCGUCUGGUGGUACCGCUGCUACCUCUGGAAAGCAACUCUAUAAUGGCAUAGAAUAUGAUUAUGUCUUUUCGGUCGACAUACAAGACGGUGUGCCACCUUUGAAACUUCCAUACAAUAAGGGCCAAGAUCCUUGGCACGUUGCACAGAAGUUCCUUCAUGACAAUAAUCUAAGUCAAUUAUUUUUAGAUCAGGUUGCAAAUUUCAUAGUAAAGAAUUCUGAGUCAACUCCAGUUUUGACUACUGGAUCUCAAUAUGUAGAUCCUUUUACAGGAGGAAGCAGGUAUGUUCCUGGAUCAGGAACAUCGUCCAGUAUGCCCGACGUUAUUGUACAAUCAUCAACAUUAAAUUCUUCCAACACAUCUACAUCUUCCUCUUAUAUACCUCAUUCGAGGUAUUUAAAAUUAGAACAGGCAAAUUUGUCUAUCAUUUUCGAAAAAUUAUACGAAUUAAACACUAAACAAGAAAGUAUACAUAAAGUAUCAGAGGAACAUCUAGAUGCUAUAGGAAAGCUUACAGACGAUCAAAUAUCUGAGGAAAUUAGGACUAGCGCUAUCAACGCGUUAAAAAGUCUUUUAGAUUGGCCGAACGAUACAGUAUUUCCGGCUCUCGAUAUAGCGAGGCUCACUGUACUCCACAAAGCAGUAAACGACCAAUUAUGUACAGAAGAAUUGCUGCCAGUUAUACGGAGGCAUAUCAAAUCUAACGCUACUCCGUCGAAUCAAAUGCUCACUUUUCGACUGAUAGCUAAUAUGUUCCAACAUGAAAAAGGAGAGAAACUUGGUCUCGAUUACAGGGAUGAGAUUCUAAAGUCUCUAUUAGAUUUGCAAUCUCUUGGAAAUAAAAACAAUCAGGUUGCGAUAUCGACUUAUAUGUUGAAUUUGAUCGUAGCGCUAAAUAAGUAUGACGAUACACCUGGUAGAACAAGAGCUCUAAAUACAUUGUUUACCGUAUUACCCCGUUUAAAUGAACCAGAAGCAAUAUUCAGAGCUCUAGUUGGAUUGGGAACGUUAUUGGCCGCUACACCUGAUCCUAGUGAUCGUAAUGAAUUAAUUAACGCUGUGCGAGAAUCCGAAACCGCUUUAAACGUUUUAAGAACUUUGUCGGAAAGCACGACCGAUCUUAGUAUGUCAAACAAAGUGGUAAACUGUUCCAAGCAGAUCAUUGAUUUGAUUAUUUAAUUCGUUUAUGAGUGAUACACUGUGUAACAAACUAUCAUAAAAGAGAACUAUUUGUAAGGAUAAAGAUGGAAAUAUAACCAACGAAUGUGAUUAUCAUAUAAAAAAUAAAAAAGAUUUUGAAUGCACUAAUACAAUUUCAGAAAACGUGAUUAGCGUAUGUAUGCAUAUUUUCCAGUUUGGUUGCUCAAAAUCUUAAAAUAUAUUAUAAAUAAAAAUGCAUUUUUUAAUGCAAUUUACAGCAAUCA
Linepithema humile (Argentine ant) is the source of this 2570-nucleotide messenger RNA. RefSeq names its product phospholipase A2 activator protein (gene Plap). Gene Ontology annotation, molecular function: ubiquitin binding. Gene Ontology annotation, cellular component: nucleus; cytoplasm. Gene Ontology annotation, biological process: proteasome-mediated ubiquitin-dependent protein catabolic process; ubiquitin recycling. NCBI's taxonomy places the organism in Eukaryota, Metazoa, Arthropoda, Insecta, Hymenoptera, Formicidae. The record is from RefSeq and is a predicted model, not a curated record.